AUGGACAACCUUGGGCAUAGAGAAAAUGGCAGGCAAAGGCCUGACCAAUAUAAAGCGGUUCAUACUCAGUGGAUGAUGCCUCAAAGGCAGCUAAAAGACCAUCAUAGUAUGAAUCUCCUGGCACUGAUGAAUGAGAAGGACAGUGCCAUCCGAGAAAGAGACCAUGCUCUCGCUGAGAAGAAAGUUGCUAUAGCUGAGCAAGAUAUGGCAUUCGCUCAGCGGGAUGCUGCGAUGGCUGAGCGGAAUGCUGCAAUUGUGGAGAGGGACAAUGCCCUUGCUGCACUUGAACUCGCCCGUACAAAUGGGUUUAAUAUGAAUAAUGGGAAUGGAUUUCACCAAGGACCUCCUCUCAAUGGAACAAAGAACAUCCACCACCAUGACCAGCUAUCUCAUGUCCAAACAUCCCCACUGCAGCUGGCCGAUUCUCCAUAUGGCCAUGUCAGGGAGAUGCACAUAUCAGAAGCAUACCCUAUCGCAACAGCUCCUGGAAGCAUCGGGAAGGCUAAGAAGCCAAGGAAGAGUAAUUCUCAAGCUUCUCCAUUGAAGAGGCCAUCAGGUGUACUCCGCAAAACCAAGAAAGCAACCGGUGAUUGGAAGAAUGGGGGGAUGACUGGUGUAGCAGGAGAUUCAGCCCGUGCUUCUGUGAUGAAGAAUGAGUGGAAGGACCAAGACCUUGGCCUGAACCAGGUCGUGUUCGACGAGUCAACCAUGCCCGCACCUGCCUGCUCAUGCACAGGGGAGCUCCAUCAGUGCUACAAAUGGGGCAAUGGUGGGUGGCAGUCAUCUUGCUGCACCACAAACAUGUCCAUGUACCCGCUCCCAGUGAUGCCCAACAGGCGCCACGCUCGCAUGGGGGGAAGGAAGAUGAGCGGCGGUGCGUUUACAAAGCUGCUCAGCCGACUGGCAGCAGGAGGCCAUGAUCUCUCGGUUCCGGUGGACCUCAAGGACCACUGGGCCAAGCAUGGCACAAACAGGUACAUCACCAUCCGGUAG
Messenger RNA from Miscanthus lutarioriparius, 993 nucleotides. NCBI's taxonomy places the organism in Eukaryota, Viridiplantae, Streptophyta, Magnoliopsida, Poales, Poaceae. The record is from the annotation of a GenBank genome assembly.